Molecule: messenger RNA, 1146 nt
Organism: Coccomyxa subellipsoidea C-169
Lineage: Eukaryota; Viridiplantae; Chlorophyta; Trebouxiophyceae; Coccomyxaceae
Exons: 6
Coding region: 1-1146 (381 amino acids)
Source: RefSeq, a predicted model, not a curated record
AUGCUGAAAGGAGGUGGCGGAACAGCGACAGCCAGUCAUCUGCUUGCGAACACGCUGAGAGAGCAGGACUUCACCCAGGUCACCUUCCUGGGGGUGACGAAGGAGGUGGAAGUCUGCACCCAGGCCCAGAAGGUGCACAAGGCAGCUGGACUCAGCUUCGAGUGUCUCCAGCAGCGUCAUUUUGAGCAGCCAAAGGUGGUGGAAACAUAUCCUUACGAAGCCCUCUCGCAUGCGAUCGUGGCGUGGCUGCGGGAGCACGCGGAUCUGUGCGAGGUGAUCCACGGGCACGAGUGGGGCGGCGUGCUGGUGGACGCUGCCACGCUCAGCUACUUCCGGCGGCUGCCCCCCGGCACGCGCACAGUCAUCGUACCACAUGGCGGCCACAUGUGGUCCCUGCAGUGGCGCCCCCAACGAUCCCUCUCCGUGGAGCCCCUGCGGAUCGACCACCAGGAGCGCAUGGCAAUCCUGAUGGCCGACACGCUGGCGAGCCCCACGCAGCACAUGCGCGCGUACCUGAACGCGCGCGGCUGGACGCUGCCGGACGACACUAAGAUCAUCCCCAAUGUGAUGCCGGCCUUGGGGUCCCCGCAGCUGCAGGGGGUGGCCCCGGGGGAGGCAAUGCAGCUGCAGACGGGCGCGGUCAAGCGCGUGUGGCGGGUGGCAUUCUUCUCGCGCAUGGAGGAGCGAAAGGGGAUUAAAGUGUUUGUGGAUGCCCUGAAUAUGCUCAACGCCGCCUCGCUCAAACAGAGCCAGGAGGUGAAUUCGAAGCUUUGGAGGGAGCAAGCGGCCACAGCGCAGGCAAGCUCGGCAGGCGGCGCCGGAGUAGAGCGGAGCACAAACGGCACCGGGCGGCGCCUGACGGCCCUGCGCGGCCAGCAGGAAGAGUUUGAGGUGUACUUCCUGGGCGCUGACACGAGUGUGCAGUACCAGCCGAGCAGCGUGUGGCUGGCGGACCAGUCGCGCGGCUGGCCCUGGAAGACGCACCUGCUCAUGAACGCCCCCCGCUCCGAGGCGCUGCAAGUGCUGGCCCAACCGGGCAUGCUCGUCGUCUUCUGCUCCCUUGUCGAGAACCUGCCCUACGUCAUCGCCGAGGCGCGCCCCUUUCAAGCACCCCUCUGCGCGGCCGCCUCACCCCUUGAAUCCUAG